This is a messenger RNA of Paramecium pentaurelia, 3307 nucleotides long. The record is from the annotation of a GenBank genome assembly. Lineage: Eukaryota; Ciliophora; Oligohymenophorea; Peniculida; Parameciidae.
AUGGCAAAAGGUAUGAAAACCUUAAACUAUUAGAUACUAAGGGUACUAAAUCUACUAAUUAUAUAGGAAAGCUAUUUUGUUGUUAAAAUGACUAAUUUAUCAUUAAAUAAGUAGAUAAAAGUUCCAAAGAUGAAAUAGAAGUGCUUGAAUAAAUUAGAAUAUAACAAAAAUAUAUAAAACCUAAAUGCCAAUAUAUAAUUAAAAUACUUGGAAUAGAAGAAAAGGAAAGUUUUUAUAUUUAAAUGGAAAAAGGUAAAGAUAAUAUCUCAAAUUUGAUAAAAUCUAAUACAUCUCUUAGUGAAUUUUAGAAAAUUAAGAUAUUUGAAUAGGUAAGAUAUAUUAUAUAUUAAGAUGGUUAAAGGAGUAAUAGAAUUACAUGAUUUAGGCUAUUUUCAUAGAGAUUUGAAACCAGAAAAUUUUGUCUAUUUUCAAAAUGAAAAUUAAGAUUAUUAAGUCAAAUUAAUAGAUUUUGGAUUAGUAAUAAAUAGUUCUUCAAAUCUUAAAACAUAACAAGUAGGGACUUUCAAUUACAUGGCGCCUGAAGUAAUGUUAGAAGAGGGAACAUAAGAUAAGACUGCUGAUAUUUGGAGUCUUGGUAUUAUACUAUAUGAACUACUUACCAAAUAAAAUUUUUUUUAAGGUUUUUAGUUUAAUGUAAUUAUUAGCUAAUAAUGUAAAAAAUGUUGUAAAAGAGGGGAAUAAUUUAAAUUAAGAAGAGAUAGACAAUAGAAUAAACUAAUUUGUUAGAAAAGGAUAACCUCAAUAUGAUUUAAUUAACUCUAUGUUAUAAAAAGAAAGAAAAAACAGAAUUGAUUUGAAAACUUUAUUAUAGAAAAUAGAAUAGAAUUUACAAAAAAUUAAAGAAAUAGAAAUAUAAUAAAUAUAAUAAAUAUAAUAAUAGCUGACAAAAAGUUAGAAUGAUUUUUUGGAUAAAAUUUAGAAUUUUAUUUAAAUCCUCACCAAAAAGGAAAAAACUAUUAAUUAAAUUAAUAUAGAAGAUUAAGAAAAAUAGUAAUUGUCAAUAUAUAUAAAAAAAGAGUAAGAGAAAUAUUCAGAAAAUAUCAAAAAGAAUGAAUAGAAAUUAUAAUAGAUUUAAUAAAUUUAGACAAAAGAGAAUCUGAAAGAAUACGAAACUUAGCUAGCUUAAGAAAGUGAAUAAUUUAUUUAAGACAAAAAUUUCAUAAUGGAAUAUAUAUAAAAGUAAUAAAGUUUACUAGAAAAACAAUUAAAAGAUAAAGAAUUAUCUGAUUAAUAUCGAAAAGAAAAAGAAUAUAAUCAAUCUUUAUUUGAAAUUGUAAAAAAAUAAUAUAAUUAAUAAUUUCUGUAGAUUAAAACAAUUUCAGAACAAAUUAAGUAUUAUUAAAGAAUUAAACUAUAAUUUUAAGGAGAAGUGAAGAUUUAAGAUGUUAUACAAUAGCAAUAAAUAAUAACAUAAGAUAUUUAAGUAUUAGAAUAGUAAGAGAGGAUGAUAUAAUAAUUUGAUUAAAUACAACUAAUUCCUCAUUAUUAGUAUAGCAAUAGCAAACUUGAAGAACUUUAAUAAUCUUAAAAAAGACUCAAAAUUUUAAUUGAAGAGGCAAAUAAAUGUCUUAAAUAAAUCGAUAAUCAAUAUUUAGAUGAACAUCAUAAAUAAAUUGAUGAUUUAAACAACACUUUAAAUGAUAUAUUAGAGAAAUUUAAAUGUUUAUCUAAAAAUAAAAAAUAUGCAUCUAAGAUAAAUAUAAUUUUAAAUUAAAUUGAAAAAGAUUUUCGUAGGUUAAAUUUUCUAAAGGAAAAAAUUUCUUAAAGAAAUGAAAUGGCCUAUUAAGAAUUCGAAAAAAAAUAUUAAAAAAUUCAAUCAUCAUUAAAAGAGUAUAGCAAAUUUUAUAAUUAAUGGUAUUAAUGGAUUUACAAUGAUGAUUAAACUUAUAACAAAACAUAUGAAAAUGUAGAAGAGUAAUUACAGUCAUUUUUUAGAAAAAUAAAUGAAUUCACCGAAUAAAUUGAUAAAUUAAUCAAUAACCAAUAUUGUAAAAAUGAUCAAAAAGUUAAAUUAAAUAAUCAAAGAUAAAAUAUAGAUUAAACCAAAUAAGAAUUGUACAAUCAAUUUGAAACUUUCAAAUAAAUUUAAUAAUCAAAUUCCUGUGAAAGUAUCGAUUGCUAAAUACAAUUUUUGGAAGAAUUCUAGAAAAAAAUAAAGUAAAAAGAAAAAGAUAAAAUAGAAUAAGUAGAGCAAUUAAAGUAAGAAAUAGAAGAUAAAUAUAAAAGUGAAUAAGAAAAUGAAAUUUUAGAGUUAAAUAAUCAAUUAUAGAAUAGGUAUAAAGAAUUCUCAAAAGCUUUUUAAUAAAGUAUUGAAUUUUAUAAAAAAGAGCAUGACAAAAAAGAGAAACUUGAAAAAUAAUUGUAAGAAGAAAUAAAGAUUUUAGAAGAAUAUUUAGAAAUUUAAAAUCUAAAUAGUUAGUUAUUUAUUUAAGAAUUAAAUGAUAUUAAAACAUAAAGAGGGUAUUUAACAUAACAAAUUGAAGAGAUGAUCAAAAAAUUACAAUAAACUAAUAAAUAUAAAGGUGAUCGGUUAAAGAUUGUAGCAAAUAAAGUGUUUGAAAAAUCAAUAGAAAUAAAUUUUACCGAGAUAGAUGAUAAUUUAAUUUAGAACUAUGAAUAAUUAAAAAUGUAGGAAGAAUAAUUGCAAAUAGAAUUAAAUUAAAUAAAUGAUAAGAUAUCGAAUUAAUAAUUAAAUCCUUAGUAAUUAAAUGAAUUAAAAGAUUAUAUUCUUAAGAUAUAUUCUAACAUCAAUGAAUUACAGAUGAAAAUUUCAAAGGAUAACGAUUUAUACUAAUAGUUCAAUAAAGAUUAUCAAUAAAAUUUAGAAUCAUAUGAAAAAUUAUAUGCUUUAGUUAAUUAUAUAAAGUAAUAUCAUUUAACAAGAUAUUAUGAAAGAAUCAAGGAAAAUAAAAAAAAUGAAUAAAAAUAAAAAUAAUAAAAUAAGGAUAAAAAUGAUUACCAAAAAUUAUUUUAAUCUAAACUAAAUGAAGCUUAGGAAGAAAAAACAAAAAAAGAGAAGGAAGCAUAAGAUAUAUUCUAAAGAUAUGAAAAUAUUUUAUUUAAAAGUUACUGUAAGAUGGCAAUAGAAAGUAUGGAAAAAGAUUAAGAAGAAAUUGAGAAACAGAUUUAAGAAUAAGAAAAUUAACUAAAAUAAAAAUAUUUAGUAAAAUUAUAAGGAAAUUUGAAAAAUUAAUCAAUUAUAAAAGAGAUUUUUAAUGUCAAAUAAUAUUAUAAAAUGCAAGAGUUCGCCUAAAUGCUAAUAUUGAAUAUGAUAAUAAAGAAAUGA